Messenger RNA from Arabidopsis thaliana (thale cress), 864 nucleotides. RefSeq names its product heat shock protein. The transcript has 4 exons. Bases 1 to 864 code for a protein of 287 amino acids. Lineage: Eukaryota; Viridiplantae; Streptophyta; Magnoliopsida; Brassicales; Brassicaceae. The record is from RefSeq and is marked reviewed.
AUGAAUAAUUAUACUCUCAAGAAUCCUACUGCUAUCGGUAGAGAGUAUAUGCUCUUACGCACAAAAACAGGCAUCACGGUUGAUCCUGAUACAUCUUUCAUAAAUGCAUCUGACGCAUGGUGGACUGAACAAGAGUUUGGAUGCAAAUUAACAAAAAGCUUGAACCGAAAACCGCCUGUAUUUUGGGACGUGAUGCAACGAUGUCUCGUAGUACAUGAUGUUCAAUCACAAUCUCAACAUUCUGCUCGUCAAAGAAGAGAACAAUUGAUCCACGAGCAUGGAGUUGAUGAAGAAGGUGAAGAUUACUCAGAUAGUGACAGUGGUAACAUGCCACAAACCGAGGUUCCUGAAACGCAAGAAGAAGAAGAAGUGUAUCGUGUUACCAUUGAUGAUGAUGAAAUAUUCCAAAAUUCUGCUGCUAGAAGGCAACAACGAGGUAGGCCAAAUUUUUGGUCAACCGCUAGACGUGGAAGUAGUGCACAAAGAUCUGGAGGAAGCUCACGAGUUUCUAUUGGAAGUGGUUCACGAGGAAGUCAGAGACGACAAUCCUUUGAAACAACAAUACAAGACAUCAUCACUGGCUUCAGAGAAUUCCAACGACAAAGUUUUCAACAACUUCGUCCUGCUGCAAGCACUGACGAGGAUAAGGUACAACUGUUAGAAGCUAUGACUGGUGUUUCACGCAACAACCAAGAUGUGCUAAAACAGUUGGGUUCAGACCAUUCAUUUGGGAGUCCACAUUUAGGAGGUAUAUCAUCUAGAAGUCCAUCCUCCGUUGGUAAUAAUUUGGGAGGGCAAAAUUCACCCGGUUUUUGGGGUCCCAAUUAUCCACAGUGGGGAACACCACCAAACGUUGCACAGUGA